AUGGCGGUGUCGGGUCGUAGGAAAUGGGACGAUAAACAUUCAAUAUCUAAGCAAGGGAGACAACUUACAUUUCUUUGCCAGCCUUGUGAGUGUGACGGUGAUAAAAUAGAAGCGGAGGCAUUUUGUGAAACUUGUAAUGAGUUCAUUUGUUCUCCCUGUUUGAAAGCUCAUCGGAAAUUAGCUAUAAGUAAAAAUCACGUGAUCAAGUCGAAGAAUGAAAUGCCAAAAUCAAGAAAAAAGCAAAAAGGUCCUUGUACGGAGUUGUGUUCAGUUCAUCAUACUGAAAUAAUAAAGUUUUUUUGUGAAGACCAUCAUUCUGUUGGAUGCGGAGAUUGUAUGAUCCUGAGCCACAAGACGUGUUCUGUUAAACUCGUCAAUGAUGUCUCCGACAGCUACAAUACCAGCGAGGAACUCGUGCAAAUCAGGAAAAAUAUGGCAACCCUUCUGAGAAGAAUUUCAUCUUACCAAGGUAAUAUUUUAGAUGGCAUAAAAGCUACUGAUGAAAUGAGAGAAAAGAUAAUGAAAGAAAUUCACAUUUUCCGACAAGAGAUUAAUGAAUAUUUGGAUAACGCUGAGGCAGAUCUACUGAAACUAAUAGAUCAGCUGACAUCGAAACAAGUGUCUCAGCUUGGGCACAUGCAAAAAGAAUUUGAGUCUAUGAAAACUGAUAUGAGAGAAUGUAAAGACAAAAUAAUGUCACUUCAGACAAUAUUAAUCAAUUGUUUGUAA
This is a messenger RNA of Ruditapes philippinarum (Manila clam), 729 nucleotides long. RefSeq names its product E3 ubiquitin-protein ligase TRIM33-like. NCBI's taxonomy places the organism in Eukaryota, Metazoa, Mollusca, Bivalvia, Venerida, Veneridae. The coding region runs from base 1 to 729 and encodes 242 amino acids. The transcript has a single exon. Gene Ontology annotation, cellular component: chromatin; nucleoplasm. The record is from RefSeq and is a predicted model, not a curated record. Gene Ontology annotation, biological process: positive regulation of DNA-templated transcription. Gene Ontology annotation, molecular function: ubiquitin-protein transferase activity; zinc ion binding.